Molecule: messenger RNA, 3332 nt
Organism: Trichoplusia ni (cabbage looper)
Lineage: Eukaryota; Metazoa; Arthropoda; Insecta; Lepidoptera; Noctuidae
Exons: 5
Coding region: 237-908 (223 amino acids)
Source: RefSeq, a predicted model, not a curated record
UAGUCCAUAUUCCCGUUCAGUUUGGCGCGCGAUCCCGUUCGGGAAGCACGCGGUUCUAAUCACAUCGCUAGAAUUUCGAACAACUCGUCAAAAUUAAGAAUAAAUAAAUUACCUUUAAAUUAUUGCGUGAAUGUAAAUAGCAGUUUAUAUAGUUGUUGCCAAACUUUUUGCCCAUUAACUUUAUUUACUGAAUUUUAAAGUUUGAAUUUGGAAAAAGUUGAGUUUAUUCAUCAGUUAUGAUUGUCUUGGUAUUAAGUGCAAUGUUUAUUGCUGGUGGAGGAGGUGCGCAGUUAGGUGAAUUGGAAAACUGCGACGCUGGAGACCUUAAUAUGUGUGUAGAACUAAUUCCACGCACGCCAGUCGGGCUCCCCAGGAAUAAGCACGAGCUUGAUGCACACUGCCAAGCGUAUCAAACGGGCAUGGUGUGCAUGGACGCCUGGAUCAAGCGCUGCUUGCCUACUGAUGGCCAGAAGUUACUGCAACAGCAAAUUGGGGGCGCACGCGCAUUGAUGCGCUUUUUAUGCACCAAUGACACAGCUCUGCGAAGAGAGUUCUUAAAAGAGCCGACAUGCUGGGGCCGCGUGUCUCCAGACUGGACCCGGUGUGUGGACGAGCUGCAAGUGGCCGUGCGAGAGAAUACAGAACGCGCGCAGCAACUCACGUAUUUCAACAGGAAUGCUGAACUAUGCUGCGCUCGUGAUGACUUCAUAACAUGCGUCGCGAACGCGGGCCGGUCGUGUUCGAUAACUGCGAGUACCUUACUGCGACGUAUGGCGUGGGUGCUGGCGCAGGACAUAGCAGCCUGCAACCAGCAGCCGAGGGCCUACUGCGCGGCGCCCCCUCCGCCUAUCACCGCUCCGCUCCUCACGGCUAUAUACGGAUUCUUGUUCUAUCCUCCUCGCCUGUAAUUCUGAACUUGUGUUCUUUUUUUAUUCAUUGGUUUCGUUGUUCCGUCUUGGGGCUCAUACACAUAAACACGACAGGAAUUACAUCCUAGAAAAGCUUGUAAAGUUAAAACCUCUCGAUGUCAUGCUUUGACACGUCCUUUUUAAUGUGUCUAUGUAUAAGAGUUCAAAGUCCUAGCUUUUUGUAUAAUUAAAUCUUAAUUUUACAAGAGUUAAUACUCAUGCAAAUGUGUCCAAUUAUUUUGUAAAUAUUUAUAGUGUUGGUAUGGGUGCUCUUGAAGUUAUAUUGCAAAUAUCAGAGUUAUAUACCUAAAAUACUUAUCAGGAAACUUCACUUGCCAUCAAGCAUACUGUACAUAAAUGAAAUUCAAUCAAUAUUAAAUUAUUUUGAUCUGCUUUUUGUAAACUCUGUGCCAAAUAGUAGGUAUGAGGAAACAUGUUGUAGGUUCUUUUUUUUGUUGGCUUUGCUAUAGGUAUCUGUAUUUUUUCAAGGCCAGCAGAGCUGCAAUAUAGUCACAUGGAAUGCGAAUAAAAAUAUGAAUAUGAACACAUUGUCACUUUGUCAGUAACAAAAUAUGAAAUUCACUUUGAUCAUAUUUUCCCGCUCUAUGAAUGCAAAUAUUGAUUGUAAGGUUAUUCGUUUUGCACGGCGAAGUAGGAUCCGUCUAUUGGCAAUUUCCGCUUCGGAAAUGUUAGAUUCUCUACAAGCUCAACUUUGAAAUUUUACCACCACAAACGAUACGUUUUGUAUCAUAGUACGAAAGUGACUUGAUUUGACGCAAUUAUGAGUACUUCAUCGCAAACAGUCUCACCACUGUAUAUUUGUAUGUCAAGAAACAUGAAUGUUUAAUAUCUACAUUUCAAACUUUACCUAAGUGUCUCCUGGAAUAGAGUUAAAUAUUGACAUGUAUACAACUUUAGGUAAAUGACGUGAAGACGUUAACUUUGUAAAGUGCCAGCUAGCUUGCGUUGUGGUGAUACGGGGCGAACUACGAACGUAGCACACAACUACGUGUAGCACACGUAGCACAUAGCUGUAGCUGUACUGUACGUAGUAGAUUGCCAUAACUCAAUAGAAGUUGCUACGUAUGGCAAUCUCGACCGAGACUUGCGUAUACCGCCAUAAAACAAAAAAAAUACCACCCUUCAAAGUAAUGCCUGAUUUGAUUAUCUUAUACUACCUGUAAUGAUACACUUUUUAUUGGUUACAGUACAUUAAAUAGACCACAUCACAACACAUUACUGAACAAAGAUAACUUUAUAAGUAGUAACCGAAUCGUAAUUUCCAAAGUAUCAGGUAACUAUCAGAGAGUUGUUAAUUGUUAAGCCCUAAUUUAUUUCAAGCUAGUCUUGAAUGUGAUUUUAGAUUUAGGUGUUUAUUUAAUAGGAUAUAUUUAACAACGUGUUUUACCAUACCCCAGUCAUAAUUUGUAGAUAAUUAUGUUGCCAUGCAGGAUUUUUUUUUAAACCUUCACUUCCAAAAACGUCGUAGGGUCCGAAACUAAAUUGACAUUGACAAUUUUAUAAAUUAAAAAAAAAAUGACAGGAGUCUGAUUAAGCACGUUGUUUAAGAAAUAACUCAUACUUUAGCCUUAUUCAGCUUAUUUUCAUGGAAAAAUGUAUUGAAUUAUGUGAAAAAUCCUAUGAUUACGUAGACUGUGUUAACAAUUUCAAUUGCAUGAUUGCAUGAUAUAAAACCGUUGUUUUCUAUGAACCUAAACAGAAUACAGCUUAAAAAUAUGAGUAGAUUUAAGUGUUUAUUCUCACAAGCUGCGGACAAGCGCUUUGCAAUGUUGUUCUUUGAACCAAAUGAUAUUUUCUUCUUCCAAAAAUUAACAUCAACUUUCCCGAAUGUUGUUAACAAAAUGAUGAGUUGAUAAUCAAGUGGUACUUCGGUACGUACAAGCAAUUAUUAUAUGAAUAGGACUGAAGCACAGACACUCAUCAUAUCACGUCGUAAUGACGUAAUAUUGGUCGGUCAUUCUAUGUAUUGCUGUAAGUUGGUUAGAAGCGCUAGUAGACUUCAUGAACGGCUAUUUAUUAACAAGUUUUCAAUAGUAACUUGGGUGAAGAUGAUUCACAAUUAAAUUAUCCAAUGGUUUUCUCACGCGCAUUUAUCGGUUGCAAGACUUGAUUCGCGACCCGCCGCCGCGCCGACUCAUGAUUGGCUCCGGUUGGGUACGAAACUAGUCGGGCGUUCCCUAUAAAUACGCGCGCGUAAAUCAUUUAAUAGCAGUUUUUCUAUGUAAGUGCGCACCUUUUUUGUGUAAUGGGCUUGCAGAAAAUGAAUGUAAAAUAUACGUUCUCGUGUCGCUAAUAUUAUGUCAGUAAUAAAGACCAAGGUAAAGCAGUGUUUGUCUUACAGCAUGUGCUAAAUAAUAUACCUAUUAUUAUAUAAAUAGAAAAAUAUAAUGUAAAGUUUUAAAC